UUUUGUUUGUCUUGGAUGGCUUCAGCUCAGGUUUCAUGCUGUGAUUCUUCUCUCUUUCCUUCUGCUGCUGCUCCUCGUCCAUCUCCUUCUUUGUUUGACAAAGAUAGGAUUGAAUGGCCUGAGCCAAUACAGAGAGUCCAAUCUAUUGCAGAGAGAGGCAUAAAACACUUACCUCCUACAUAUGUUAGGCCUGUGGAAGAGAGAGCAUCAGGGCAUGUAUUGGUUGAAGAAAAGAUACCUCUUAUUGACCUGUCCGGUCUUGACGAUGAGCGAAGAGAAAAAACAAUGGAAGAGAUCUCUAAUGCAUGCAAGCAGUGGGGAUUUUUUCAAUUGAUUAAUCAUGGAAUGAGCACUGAGCUUCUAAAUGCUGGGAGGGAUGUGUCAAGGAGGUUUUUUCAGCUUCCUUUGGAGGAGAAGCAGAAGCAUGCCAAUGAUCCAAAAACUUAUGUUGGAUAUGGGAGCAGGACUGGUGUGCAGAAGGGGGCUAUUCUUGAUUGGGGGGACUAUUACUAUCAUCAUUUCCUGCCAGCUUCUAUAAGGGAAGAGCAUAAGUGGCCUUCUAAACCACUUGAAUAUAGGCCUGUAAUGAAGGAAUACUGCAAUGGAGCUGUGCAAGUGUGCAGAACUCUGCUAUCUGUGUUCUCUCAAAAUUUGGAUCUUCCUCGCAAAUAUCUGGAAGAAGCUUUUGGAGGUGAAGAAGAUAUUGGCAUAUGUGUGAGGGUAAACUACUAUCCAGUAUGCCCACAACCAGACCUCACAUUUGGUCUCUCGCCCCACUCAGACCCUGGAGGCAUUACCAUUCUUCUGCAGAAUGAUGUUUCAGGUCUCCAGGUUAGGAAGGGAGAUUAUUGGGUUCCUGUCCGUCCUGUUCCUGAUGCUCUCAUAAUAAACCUUGGUGAUCAGAUUGAGAUGUUAACAAAUGGCAUCUACAAAAGUGUGGAACACAGAAGUAUUGUGAACGAUACCAAUGAACGCAUGUCAAUAGUGAUUUUCUGUAAUCCAAGUGGAGAGAAGAAAGUUGGGCCAGCCAAAGACCUGAUAGAUGGUUCCAAUCCAGUAAAGUACAAAUGUAUGACGUUCAAUGAGUACCGUAUGUUUAUCAGAACUACAGGCCCUAAAGGAAAGAGUUACGUUAAACUCGAAUAA
This is a messenger RNA of Cryptomeria japonica (Japanese cedar), 1146 nucleotides long. RefSeq names its product jasmonate-induced oxygenase 3-like. Lineage: Eukaryota; Viridiplantae; Streptophyta; Pinopsida; Cupressales; Cupressaceae. The coding region runs from base 16 to 1146 and encodes 376 amino acids. The transcript is spliced from 3 exons. The record is from RefSeq and is a predicted model, not a curated record.